AUGAUCGUCCCAAAGGUCCUGGCUGGGCUUUUGCUCUCAGCGGCUCUGCCCACAACAGCACUUCCAUGGCCAUCUCCUAUCCAGGAGAUGGAGGAGUUGCUUGACUACAACUCUACCAUCUCUGCUCGAGCUGAUACCGGAGACUUUUACCUACGAAUCAUGCCCCUGGGUGCAUCGAUUGUCGCAGGGGAAUACUCUCAGGACGAUGCUAAGAAUGGAUUCAGGAAGUUUGUACGCGAUAAAUUACGCGAGCAAAAAUGGGAGGUCAAUAUGGUUGGCAACCGGAACUCUGGCUCCAUGGCAGAUAAUGACCACGAAGGCAUUUCUGGAGAAAUUGUGGAAGAAGUUGCCAAACGUGGUCGAGAGUCUGCGAGGAAAUGGCUACCCAACGUGGUACUGAUCAAUGCAGGAACUAACGAUGCGAAUCGCAAGCAAGACGAUGUCAAUGCUGGACGCACUGGUCUCAAGAUGAAAGAGCUUAUCGAAGGUAUUUUCGCAGAGGUACCGCAAGCUGUCGUUGUUCUGUCCACUCUUAUCCCCAAGGUCGGUAACGAACAAUUCGUGGAGAAGAUUAAUGAUCAGUAUCGCACUAUUUACCGUCAGUUUGUCCCUCUUGAUAAAGACGGCAAGGAGGAGUCGAAUCCCCAGUUCAAGGUCGUUUUGGCCGAGAUGCAGCCAUUUCUGAAGUUGGAAGACAUCCAUGAUAAAACUCAUCCAACCAUCCUGGGCGAGAGAAAGAUGGCAGCGGCUUGGGUCUGGGCCAUUGGUGUUGCUCAUGACCGAGGUUGGAUCCAACCUCCCAAACAAAGCAGCGCAUUCGCCGACGGCGACAGUUCAACGACAUGUCGCAAGGCAUUCGGUAGUGGAGCCUCUGAUACUAGAAGUGGUCGUCAGAUUCUCUUUGCAGCAGAUUCCCUCAUCCGUGAUGACGGCGGCUACCGACACAGUUCUCAGCUUCGAGACGACCGUAAGGGGUCUUUUACCAAGACCAUCGGAGGUGGACCAGACAAAGACAUGACCAAGACAUCCGACAUUUGGUUUGCCCAGCUUGUUAAUCUCAACGGUUCACCCAAGGGCGACGAGCGUGACGAGAUCAUCCUAGCGCCUUCUGAUAAGUCUGAUCGCAGGUUCACCAUGUACGUCAACAAUGGAAACGGAGAGUUCAACGAUGGAUAUUCAAUCGACCCAAAGAUGAGCUGUUCCAAUGCUCAUAUACGAUGGGGUGAUGUGAAUGCCGAUGGUUUGGAUGACUUUAUCUGUGUCCAGGCAAAUGGAGAGCUUUAUGUCUCAAUCAACAAGGGUGGAAGCCCACCGACGUUUCAAAACGUUGGCUUGUACAAGAAGCAGGAGAUGGGACUUGGCCGAGAUAGAGUGCGCCUUGGAGAUAUGGACGGUGAUGGCCGUCUCGACUACUGUGUCAUCUCCAACGCUGGAAACAUUCACUGCUGGCGCAACGGCGGAAUUGGAGACAAGGCUGCAUAUUGGCAAGACAUGGGUGAAGGAUCGCACAUCUUCACGGCCAAGAACAAGGGUGACAUGCGUGGUGUUCAACUUGUGGAUGUCAAUGGAGAUGGCCGAUAUGACUGGACAUGGAUGAGUAUGUCUGGUGAAGUAGACACUUACAUCAACCAACGUGGCGACGGAAAAGGUAUGAAGCCGUACUGGAGAGCAGCCGGCAUUACCCAUGCAGGGCGCCCUUACAGUAUCGGUGAGGACCGAGAGUUUAUCAAGUGGGGUCGCAUCUUUAGCGGACGUCCUUCAUACGUCAACUGGCAGCGUGAGGGUACCCUAUGCAAUGGAGGCGUUACAUGUCGGGUUACCUACCAGGUUUGGGAGAACAAGGGAGAGGGAGGAACUUCACAGAAAGGCGACGGCAUCUUCUGGGGUGACACUACUGGCUCUGGUGUAGACGACUAUGUCUGGAUCUCCAUGCAUGGUGAAGUUAAUGUUUUUGUCAACAAAAACACCAAAACAAAGCAUGACUUCUACGAGACCAACGCUUGGGGAACACCUACCAUGCUCAAGACAAACCUCCCACGCAGAGCAUUGCACAUUGCUGACUGGGAUGGUGAUGGCAAGGACGACAUCAUUGGUGUCACCAACCUCAAGACUGGCGCGCUCAAGGUUUGGUUCAGUCGAUGGUCCAACGGGAAGCACAACUGGGAGGCGCAAUCUAUUGCCGAUCCUGGAAGAGAGUGGUGCACCCAAGGCGUUGGACGACUACCUUUUGACAAUGCCCAUCACUUUGCCGACUUGACGGGUUCUGGAAGGACGGAUUACAUCUGCAUGGCACCCUCCGGUCAGGCUUGGGCUUGGCUCCGAGGCGAGGAUGGUGUGGCUAGACCUUCUGGACAGAUCAAGUACCAUGAGGAAUUGGACCGAGCCAACUUUCAAUUCGCUGAUAUCAACGGUGAUGGGAAAGCCGAUUUGAUCCACAAGGACAAGUUCACCGGCGACACUCGCGUCUGGUACUUUGACAAGGUCGUGUCUGAGGCAGAGAGACCUGGCAACUCUGGCAGCAUCAUCAAGUGGGAUCGACCCCAGAGGCUGUUCCGUGGAUCAGUGCGAGGACCAGACACUCAUUAUCCCCGAUUGAACAAUCAGCGUCGCGCCGACAUGGUCUACGCAAAGGCCACCAAUGCACAUGCUCACAUUUCUUUCAACACCUGCCCUGCUGGAGGAGACGACGACAAGACAGACACUGAUCUACCCACCUUUACUCCUCCUGAUCUCAACCCAGACCCAGAAAAUGACUGGUUCUGUGACAAGGGCAAUGGAGCCAAGUGGACAGACAGUCUCUGGCGUCAACACGGCGUUGGAACUUGGUUGCGACAGAGGACUGAUUUAUACAGCUCAGCAGAGAAUCAGUGGCCCAGCGAUGGAAACGCCAAGGGUGUUCCACGUAUUAUCGCCGAGUAUGAUGUUUACCAUCGUGACCAGACAUACAACUGGCACACAAGUUGUCUCAACAUCGAUGAUACUUGUGAUUUGAAGAAUCCUCCCGAGUUGGCUGCCGACUGCUCAAAGCAUCAAGAACGAGGUUUUGCCCUUUGGGCCAUGAGCAACUUUGCCCAGUUUCAGCAGAAGUGGUAUGAAGCUGUCGAGAAAGGUAUCGAGAGCGCCAAGAGUUCUUCCGCAACUAUCGCCAGCACAUUUUUGCCCGUCUCGGCUGAAGACGCCAUGGCCAACCCUGCCGCCUGGCUCACCAUUGUGGCAGGCAUCUUCACAACUAUCGGCAGUGUAACGCCAGGUAUCAUCAACAACGGAGCCAACCUUGCUGGAGGUGCCUUUACUAUUGCUGCGGGUGCAACGUCAUUUGCAGCAGACUUUCCCAAACCAAGUCUCGAGUUUCAGACGUUUGCCGAUUUGAGCGACACACUCGAAAAGCUCCUUACCUUUUCGAGGAAUGCCAUGGGUGCGCAGUAUGAUCAAUACUUUGUUGAUACACCACCGAACAAUGACCGAGAUCGUGGUUCUGAGCUAGCUCGCGCCCUAGAGUCUGGAAUUUGGGCGAAUCAGGAUAUUGCGCAGGCUGGUACUGAUUCUAUUUGGAAGACGGAAAAAGUCAAACAAAUGAUUCAGGCUGCUAUGAUUAGCGAGGUUUGGAACGGUGGAGAAGUUGCCAUCUUUAAGUGGUCCAAGGACCACACACUGGCCAAAGAUUGGGGUUUCAAUCCUUGCUUUGGCGGUAACAAGUAUGGCAUGGAUAAGCACAUUGCAUGUGUUAAUGGCCAGAACUACCUCAUUGCCAAGCAGAUCACCAAGGAUGAACAAGGUGAUGCCGAAACAUGGCCCGAGAUUGGAUCUGAUGAAAAGUCUCUUGAUAACUACGGUCUCAACCACGUCACCGUCAUCGAUGCUGCGGAGAGAACCCAAGAGCGCGGCCAACAAUUCAUUCCCCGUGGGCUUAAAAAUCUCGGACAACUCUUCACUGCCGGUGCCAAGCAGCCCGAGAAGGAUGUCCAAGCUUACAUGACCUACUUCAACGUCCCUGCGGAGGCGAGAUUACUCGAUGGGCAAGGUCCUUCAAUGCCAGACAUUGACUGGUCUAACCCCCAAUCGUUCCUCAGCGCAAUGGGGGGUCCCAUGCCUGAGCUUCCCUCACCUGCCAAGGUUCGGCAACAAGCUACAGAUUAUUCAUCCAAGAUCUUUGCGAGUUACAACUCUCUGAAGGGUAUUGUUGAGCGACAUGAGGCUACCAUUCAAAAAAGAUGGACAAAAAAGACUCGUCAGCAGAGACUCCAGAUUCUUCUCAAAGCAUGGCCGGGUAUGCCAACCUCCCACCGCCCAGACUUUGAGGCUUUUCGAAAAGAGUCUAAGGAGGAGCGAGAGAGGGGAACAAAAUUCAAGGAUCACUUUAUGUGGCCCUACAUCAACCAGGAGGACCUAUCUCAGUCUAAGCUCAUGCUUCUGUUGAUAAACUCCAGGGGCCGUAGACCACCGCCUGCGUUUGCGGCAGCUGAUAACGACGCAAUGCACCUAGGCAGGGUGACAAAAGCACUUUUGGCCAUAUUUCUUAAUGAACAUACCAUGGUAUUGCAUGGUGCCACGAGGGCUGAGGAGUAUGGAAAGCUUGUUAACUGGGAUUCUCAUCCAGACGCUUUUGAGUGGAUGCAUACCCGCAAGCAAUUCCUCCCAGGCGAGGGCCUUUUGAUUCUUGAGGCACAAUCUCGUUUGAUGGUAUUCUUGGUUGAUUGCUGCCGUCAGAUUCUGCACGAGAUCCCCGAGGAAACUAUCGCCAGCGAUGUCUAUCCGGUUCAACCUGAGCCUCAGCUAAAGGCAGAUAGCGAUGCAUCCGGAUUUCCUUCUUUGGCAAUCAUGGCCACCGAAGCUCCUUACAGACUACCAGCAGAGCUUGACCUCAGUCGACUCACCUCUUGCCUCGAGGCCAGGAAGUUGGCAGCAGAGGAUCACGUCUGGUCACUCCGCGAAGAUCCUGCGUACUUUGCCGACCAAUUCCGCGAGAUACAAGAUCAUCGACAGGAAAUGCUAUCUGAUACUCAGGGAAAGCCUCAUCCAGCGACUCAGAAGCUUCGUGUGAACACUCUCUGGACGCGUGUCACUUUUUCUAUGAUGAUGGAUGCUUACGCAAAUCUCGAAACGCUUACUGAACUUCAUCGCCAAGCUCAAGAUCUCAGCGCCAUGCAGAAAAAGUUCGAAAAGGAGAUACAGGCCACGAGGGAGCUGCCCAAGGAGUAUAUGGUUGCACUCCUUCGUUUCAGGUAUAACCUACAACAGGCCUCUAAAGGACCGUUGGAGAACCUCAAAAUCACUGUGACUGCCUCGCCGCCGAUGCGCAAGUUCUUUGUUCGCGACCCCCCUCCCGACUCAGAAACUACCAAGAUCUUGAUAAGAAGCAAGCCCGGUGUCAAGAUGGACAAAGUUGAAAGCCACCUGAUCUGGCUCCUUCGAAUACUCUGGGAAGAUGACUACGAACUAUUUCUCGCGCAUCCGCCGAUCGUGGUAGACGAACUGGAGCGUCUAUUGCAAGCCGAACCUAAAGCUGAUGCGCUUAUAUCUGCCCACGUAGCCAAGACGAUCGGAGAGUUGGCUAUUCUGACGCAGUGCCAGAAGCAGCUUGAGCUUUACCAGCCAUGGGCCCAACAGUUUGAAAUGGCUUCCCCGGAACAUGAAGAGAGUUUCAAGAAGGAUUUCAUUGCCCUGCAAAAGCCAAUGACACAGCUUCAUGGCGCAUUUCUACAAAAGCACCUAGAUAGCGCCGCAAGACUAGGCGAGCCAUCUGGUGGAAAGUUCACCUACCCUUACGAUAAGCGACGCACAAAAGAGACCGUAGACGCCCUGCGACAGGCUGAGGCGAAUCUCGAUAUGUUUUGGGCGAAUGUGGACAAUGUAACCAAAGCCAGGGUCACAUUAUUCGAAGGCACAGCGUUGUAUCGCCUUCUUUCGCAACCGCGCAUUUUGAGACGAACUGCAGAGUGGGUAGAUCCUGUGAAGAAAAGUGAGAGUGUCGAGACUAGCUUGGAGAAAGAUAUCUGGGCUCUCAACCGCCCUAUGUCAAAUCUGUUCCUUGGACAGUCUGAGCAAACGGGGCAAAACUCUAGUUCCAGAAGCGUUCGGUCCAAGACCAAGGUCAAAACCAAGGGUGAAGGAUCUCAAGUGCCCAUCAACACUCAACCAGUCGACGCCCCAGAUUUCGAAACAGCCACCGAUAAGCAGCCAACUUUUUUCGUUAAUGCACGAGUACUAAAAGUAUUCCGCACACUGUUCUUCAACCCUGAAGUAACAUCAACACCAGGUUCCGUUCCAUGGCAUGACUUUCUCUAUGCUAUGACUUCUACUGGUUUUCAAAUCGAGAAGCUCUACGGUUCAGUUUGGCAGUUUUCUCCUACUAGUGAAAGUAUGAGUGUUGAGCGGAGCAUUCACUUCCACGAGCCUCAUCCCAAGGGUAAGAUCCCUUUUGAGGUUGCUCGACGCCAUGGUCGUAGAUUAACGCGUGCUUAUGGUUGGCAUGGUAGUAUGUUUGUGCUGAAAGAGAAGGAGUAA
Fusarium poae is the source of this 6504-nucleotide messenger RNA. RefSeq lists its product as uncharacterized. Bases 1 to 6504 code for a protein of 2167 amino acids. The record is from RefSeq and is a predicted model, not a curated record. NCBI's taxonomy places the organism in Eukaryota, Fungi, Ascomycota, Sordariomycetes, Hypocreales, Nectriaceae. The transcript is spliced from 16 exons.